Molecule: messenger RNA, 972 nt
Organism: Lycium ferocissimum
Lineage: Eukaryota; Viridiplantae; Streptophyta; Magnoliopsida; Solanales; Solanaceae
Exons: 4
Coding region: 1-972 (323 amino acids)
Source: RefSeq, a predicted model, not a curated record
AUGAGUGAUGAAUCAACUGAGGUAGCUAAGGUGGCUGAAUCCAAGUUAAUGGAUUCCAGUCACCUCUAUUAUCUUCAUUCAUCAGAUUUCCCUGGUAUGAAUCUGGUGAAUUUCACUUUUGAUGGCAAAGGGUAUGGAGGCUGGCGUAGGUCAGUUCUCAUUGCUUUAUCAGCCAAAAAUAAAAUAGGUUUUAUAGAUGGCACAUGUAAAGAACUUGCUAUUGAUUCCACAGAUCACAAAUUGUGGAGUAGGUGUAAUGACAUGGUGUUGUCUUGGCUCUUAAAUUCACUUUCAAAAGAAAUUUCUGAUAGUGUCAUAUACUCAAAAACUGCCAAAGCUUUAUGGACAGACCUUGAAGAAAGGUUUGGUCAAUCAAAUGGGGCUAAAUUAUACCAUCUCCAAAAGGAACUAAGUGAUUUAGUUCAGGGAUCUAAUGAUAUAGCAACAUAUUUUACCAAGUUGAAGAAACUUUGGGAUGAACUAGACACUCUUAAUGCUGACAUAAACUGUGGAUGUAAUUGUAGCUGUGGAGGAAAGGAUAAACUGACCAAAUCUAUACAAGAUGAGAGACUUAUGCAUUUUCUGAUGGGUCUAAAUGAUUCAUAUGCAUCAGUUAGAGGAAAUAUGUUGAUUAUCUCACCUCUCCCUAAUGUGAAUGUGGCCUAUUCUAUCUUAAUUCAAGAUGAAAAACAAAGGGAGUAUAACCAGAAACAUGGAAACUAUGAGCAAAAAGGGAAAGGGAAGUUUGAUACAAGAAAGAACAACCUGAUUUGCUCACAUUGCAAGAAACCUGGUCAUAGUAUAGACAAGUGUUAUAGGAUUGUGGGCUUCCCUGCAGAUUUUAAAUUCACAAAGACAAGGAGAAAUCAGACUUUGGCACAUAGUAAUGCAAAGGUUAAAGUUAGCCAAUCAGGUCCUACAAGUUCAUAUGCAGAAGUUGUUGCCAACAGUGUAGUGUGCUCUGCAAUAUAA